CUCGCGUCGUCUGGGGCAGACCAGACCACUACGAAACACACCAACGAACGGGUCGAACGGUGAGCGAGGCAAGGAGGGGCUCCGCCUCUUUUCCACUUAGCGAAUGGGACUCUGGAGAUGGCACGGGAGAAAACAAGCGGCGGUUGAUUCAAUGACACAUACAGCGCGCACGUAUAUGUAUACACACUGCCACGGGUAUCACGAAUUUGCAGGUCACAGCACAAUUGCAUACAGUUGCGCAUCCAUCUGAUGGGUCCACGUAUUCAAAUGUCGAUUCACCGCGUUCAUGAUAACUGCCACGGCCUAUGACACCUCAGUUGUUCGCCAGUCAGACAGACACCAACAAGGCACAACAAUAUGCAAGUGCAAGCCAGUAUGCAGGCGUACGAGCCGUCACCGACAGAAACAAAUUCACUCAACACACUGAGAUGACUGCAUGUUCCUUCUCGUGGCAGCUCAUCACUUGCGUUGUCCGUCCCCGGCGUUUCAAACAAUCUCUUCUCAGAGAUCGCCACUUGAUCACGGCAUUCGUUCUUGUCACUUGCCCAAGACUAGAAUAUGAACGACUUCAUUGUCCUGAAGUAAAUGAGCUCCUCAUCAGUAACCCGAGAGCUAGAAGGUGAUCAGCGAUUACCGUACCGUCUCUCUACGCCUUAGCUCUUUUCCGGUCUAGCCUACCACUGGAACCAGUGUUCCUGUUUUCCGUUUACACAUCUCAUCAAUAAGUCUGGCAUAAUCUGCUGACGCGGCCGGCGAUCUGGUGUCUCUGGCGGGUUCGAUUUUUGGCAGUGGACCAGAUCAAAGACUCUGCGAGGCCUGCCAGGUCUAGCAGGUACAACGACCUGGUUGGCUAUGUCGGGAUUGGGACGACUGGGAGGUGAGAUGGACCAAUCAAGUAGCCUUGGUACCUGGCAGGGAUGAAAGCCCUUACCCCUGGGGCUUUCGCGGAAGCAGAGCUUGAACUUGGACUGAAAGGGUGUGGUGGGCCUGAUCCAUGACCUUGGCAUCUAGUACUAGCGUCGUUUCUGCAUUAGCACUGGUGUUGAUACCGGUGCAAGCGUUGGUGCUAGCUCGCCCACUUCCCAGAUCCAUAUCCCAGUACGUACUGCACAUGCGUUCUGGCCGAAGGAGAUGGAGAGGGAUGUGGGAAUUGCAGCAAGGGUCUUGGCCAGCAAACUCCCUAGGGAAGCGGACCUGAAUUGCAGGGGCGUGCCGGCUUCUGAAUGAGAACGGAACAAGAGAGAUGAGAGACAUGGCGUCCACACACACACCACGCCACACCUCCCAACUCGGGUUGAAAGGAGACUCAAAGACACACACCCCUUGCUCACCUUAUAACCCUCAAUUCCUCCCCCCUUCUGACUCUCCUUCUAUUCUUCACUCCUCAGCCUUUUUGGAUCACGGCCUUUGCCUUCUGUCACUCCUUCACAGCACUACGCUGAUAACACUCUCUUGAACCAACUUACCUCACAAUCCUUAUAAAGGCAAAAGGAAGUAUUCCGGAAAUACAACCGAUUACCAAAAGCCGUCACUCUUCCAACACAACAUAUACACAAAUCAGUCAAAAUGAAGGUCUCUUCUUCCGUUGUCAUUCUGGCCGCCGCCCUCGGCGUCUCUGCCCACCCCAGCGGCCACGCUCACCAGCGAGCUCACGCCAAGCGCGACUUCGUCGUUGCCAACAAGCCCGUCACUGUUGUUGAGUACGCUACUCAGGUCGUCACCGCUGACGCCGCCCCUGCUACCGCUGUCCCUGAGGCUCCCGCCUCUCCCAAGGUCGACGCCGACACCGUCCCCAAGGCUGCCGCCAGCGGUCCCGCCCCUGCUGCUUCCGCUCCUGCCAAGUCCAACAAGAACAAGGGCAAGAAGCACAACUCCAGCUCCGGUUCCGGUUAUAAGCCUUUCUGCGGUGGCAAGAAGGCCAAGCGCGCCACUCUUGAGGAUAUUGCUGCCAAGGGCAACACUGGUGUUCCCGGUGACUUUGGCUGCAACAUGAUGACUGUCGAUGAGGAUGUCGCCGACAAGUACGACUACACUACCACCUUCAAGAACGACCACGACGAAGAUAAGGAGUGUGUUUGCUUCAACAAGAUCGGGCCUGAUGGCUUGAUCGACGGUUUCUUCGCUAAGAACGUUGCCUUGACCUUCACUGUUCCCGCCUCUAGCUCACAGGUUGUUGCUUUCGACGCUGACUCCCAGGGCGGUUGCGCUUGUGCCAGCAACAAGGUUCCCACCACUUCGGACGGCCAGUGGGCCAGUACUUGGCUCGAGUUCGACUUCGGCAGCGAGCGAAACAACAACUGGUCAGGCGCUGACGCCUCUUGCCUUGUCUCCGCCGCCAAGAACCUUAACAUCCCCGGUCUCCGAGUCUGCGACUCUGAGAACACUUGCUCGAUCAUCUACCCCGGUGGCACUGGCAAGAACGCCUACCUCGGUGGCAUGGAGGCUGAAGACGGCAUUGGUAUCAACACUCCUCUCAAGCAGGUCCGCCUCACCGUUGACAUUGACUACUCCGCUUAAGCUAUAUCAUAGCCUGUGGUUUAGUUCAUUUGAGAGCUAGGCCUCUGCGUAAAACUUGAUUUUAUAGAAUUGGGCUUAUUCUAUCUAUACCUGGUGUUUACGGUGCUCGGAAUUUAGCUAUCCAGGGCGAUCCUGGAUCUUGGCUUUGGGAUCUAUCUAUUAUACCUUCUAACAUACAUAUAUUCAUAGUGUUAUGACAUAUUCAUUUCUCCUGCUCAAUUGUUGAUUUGUGACUUGGUUUUACUGUGAUGGCAUGUCGUUGCUUCAGUUUAAUUAAUUGCGUUGAUCCCCCGCCAAUCCCCAGAUUUAGUCCAUCCUCUUCGCCAAGUGAUUGAUACAUUCAUUUAUCUUGAAUCCGUCCCGAUCGCGCCGAAUCCUCUGAGCGAAAGGAUUGAAACCCUCGAGGAAACGCAACUUGGAUCAACAAGAUGGCCCCCAAUGCAACGACCAACAGUGGAUGAGACCCACCAUGAUCAACACAGUUUUCAUCUCUGAUUAUGUAUCGAAAAUCUCUGCCUUUUCCUUGCGUCUUUUUUGAUCUGUUGCAGUUCUUGGUAUGUUCUCUAUGAUGGAGACAUGACAAUCAGACUUUUCACGAUAGGCUGUGAACUGCCCACGAGCUGCUCUGGUGGUGCUGCUAAUGCAGGUUCAGCUUCCAUUGUUUCAAGAUAGGGGCUAGUGGGCCUUUGUCCUUGUUUACAGUGCAUAUGCACGCAACGCUUACGCGGAAUUUGUUUACUUUUGUUGGUUGCACAAGUAAUAAGCUUCAAUAUGUUUCUGAGACUAUGGGGUCUUUGAGUUACCUCAAGAUGAUUAUUACUCAGCUGUGACGGAGGUGGUUGAAAAAUAGUGUUACAAAAUCAUCAGAAGCCGUCCAUCAACCUCAUUCCUCGGUAGCGGGUCGCACGACCACAAUGGCAAAGCCAUGCGCUUGUCUUGCUCCAACGAGUAACUAGAAGAAACUUUACUCUUUAGCAG
Molecule: messenger RNA, 3495 nt
Organism: Fusarium odoratissimum NRRL 54006
Lineage: Eukaryota; Fungi; Ascomycota; Sordariomycetes; Hypocreales; Nectriaceae
Exons: 2
Coding region: 1567-2517 (316 amino acids)
Cellular component (GO): extracellular region
Molecular function (GO): IgE binding
Source: RefSeq, a predicted model, not a curated record